AAAGGACGCGUUUCCUAUGAGUUUAACAACAGUGGUAAAGGAGAGGAGCGGAGAGGAGCGUUUAAUCCAACCUGUAGCAAAUACUGGGGAAUAUUUUUAAUUUAUAACUAACUCUGUGGAAGAAACACGACCAAAUGGAGGAGAAGAAGCAGCAUUCGGAGGAGGACAGCUCCUUUGAAGCUCUGGAGAAGGAAAUUCAGGAGGUGUUGAAUGAGCUCUUGGGGGACGGGAGCCAAGAGAAGAUCCGCGUGGGGUACGAGAAGCUCACCAAGGUGCUGAAAAAGUCCCUCGAGAAUGAGAAGAGGCUGAUGGGGAAAUGCCGUGAGCUGAAAGCUGAGAUCGUGGCCAACUCGGUCAAAGUAGCCACAGCUAUGAAGUUGACUCAGGAAGACCAGACGACCAUUACCUCGCUAAAGAAGGAAAACGAGAAGGCUUGGAAAAUGAUUGACGCGGCACACGAGGAGGAGCUUCAAGCCAAACAAACCAUUCAGACUCUGAGGCAGGAAAUAGCCAACCUCAACAAGCUUGUGGAGCAAGGAGCUGGUUUCAGCACAGGCCAGAAGCACAGCAUGGGUGAUCUUCUGAAAACCAACGAGAAGGUGACUGCAGAGAGGGACAAGCUGCUCUCUGAGGUGGUGAAUCUUCGGGAAGACCUAACCAAGGCCAUAGCCAGUCAACAGGAGGCGGAGGCAGCCCAGGAGCAGACCCAGCAAACUGUCUUGCAGCUGCAGCAGGAGGUGCAGGUGUGUCAGAACGAGUGUUCUCGGGAGAUGGAGAGGAAGGAGAAGUCGGAGAAGGAGCUGAAGCAGCUGAGCAUUAAACUGGAGGCCCAGCAGACUGAGAUCAAAGCGCUGAAUAAGCAGAACCAGCGCGCUAAGGACGAGCAGCAGAGGCUGGAGCAGCAGCUCCGGGAGCAGAAGAUCGUAGUAGAGAGGGCCACGAAGGAGCAUGAGCAGCUGCAAGCUCACUGUACCAAACUCCAGCAGGACAACGAGCAGAACAUUCUCGCCCUGGAGCAGAUAUCCCUCAGUAAUAACCAACGAGCCUCAGACCUGAAGAUGAAGGAGGAAGAGGUGAAGCAGGUGAAGCAGGAGAACGCUAAUCUCAGUAAGAUGAGGGAGGCCGCCCAGAGGAAACUGCGUCUGGUGGAAAACGAGAAACUGGAGGUGGAGCAGCAGACUUUCACGCUGAAGAACCAGAUCAUUGGCCUGGAAAGAGAAAUGGAGAUUGCGAAAAAACAGAUGGAGAGCUACAAGAAGAAGAUGGACGAACUGGUCAGGGAGAAAGACACUCUUCACAAGAACAUGAUCAAGGCAGCGAACGCCACCGAGAAGCAGCAGGAUUUGGUGCGGCUGCAGAAGCAGACGAAGAAGACCCUGGACCAGGAGAUUCUGGCCUACAAGGACGAGGCACAGAAGCAGCGCAAAAUAAUCUUUCAGCUGGAGCAGGAGCGAGACAAACACAUCAACGACGCCAGCGACCUCACACAGAAGGUGUUGUUACUCAUGGAGGAGAUCAAAGCGCAGCAGAUGCAGAUAUUUGAGUACAGGAAGAAGAUUGCUGAAGCAGAGACCAAGCUGAACCAGCAGCAGAACCUCUAUGAAGCGGUCCGGACCGACCGCAACGUCUACAGCAAGAACCUCAUUGCAGCUCAGGACGAGAUCACAGAGAUGAAACGCAAGCUGAAGCUCAUGACCCACCAGAUUGAUCAGCUCAAAGAAGAGAUCACUGGCAAAGAGGCCACCCUGGUCAAAGAGCACCUCGAGUUCCAGCGGGUGGAGAAAGAGAAGGAGGCUCUAAAGGCCGAGCUUCAGAAGAUGAGGCAGCAGGCUGAGGACACCAAGCGCUUCAUUGACAAUCAGGCGAUGGAGGAGCGCAAGCUGCUGAGGAACAUAGCGGACGCUGACGCUGAGAGAAUGCGGCAGAAGAAAGAAUUGGAAAAGGUGGUCAGCGAGCGGGACAUCCUGGGGACGCAUCUGGUGCGGCGGAAUGACGAGCUGGCGCUGCUCUACGAGAAGAUCAAGAUUCAGCAGUCCAUCCUGAACAAAGGUGAGCUCCAGUACAACCAGAGACUGGAGGACAUCCGGCUGCUCAAGAUGGAAAUCAAGAAUCUACAGAGGAAGAAGCGCAACCUGAACAAAAAUGUGUCCAACAUGGAGGACCUCAGACGGGAGUUACACCACAUUCAGAGGGAGCUGCUCAAAGAGAGAGCGAGAUGUGGAGCCAUGGAGCAGGAGCUGGAAAAUCCAAAGAAUGUUCAUCGCUGGAGACAGCUUGAGGCGAGUGACCCCAGCACCUUCGAGUUGAUCCAGAAGAUUCACUCUCUUCAGCGGAGGUUGAUAACCAAAAGCAAGGAGGUGGUGGAGAAGGAGCUUCUGCUGCAGGAAAAGGAGAAGCUGUACGUGGAGCUCAAGCACAUGCUAGCUCGACGGCCUGGUCCAGAAGCAGCAGAACAGCUUAGCAUCUACCAGCAGAAACUGAGGGAAAAGACCAAACUACUGAAGGCUCUAACAGCUGAGCUGAACAUGUACAGAUCUCAGGUUCAGGAACACAGGAACGACACCGAGAGGCUGGCCCAGGAGCUGCAGGACACCAAGAAAAAAUACCUCUCCCUGAAGAAAAGAGUGCAGCAAAGCAGCCUGCAGGACGAGGAAAGGACUCAAUGGGCCGGAGUAAUGAAGAGCAGUUGUUGGUCAUCACUUUGUUCGCUGUUGUUUGACUAUUAUUUAAUAUAAAAAGUGCCAUGCAAGAUUAACCAGUAGUGCACAGCCAGCUGAUCUCCCUGAGAAGGGAAAAAUGACUGACGGGACGGCCAUACGUUCACGUAUUCCAUACGACGGCUGCUGCAGACCUUCGACCUGAUUCAGUCAUAACUGAUGAAGAUGCUUUUGCGUGCAGGAGAGCAGCAGUUAACCUGCGGGACUUCAUUUUCCACUGCUGUACAGUACGUAUGCUUCCAAUCAAAAGUUUGGAGUGACUGUUGUCAAUAAUAUAUUUUGGCAUCUGCAAAAAUCUGGAUUUUCUUUUCAUAAAGAAAUAAACAACAGAAACCUUAUAGAACAAAAAAUAAAUAUGUAGAUUUAUGCAAAA
Molecule: messenger RNA, 3090 nt
Organism: Astyanax mexicanus (Mexican tetra)
Lineage: Eukaryota; Metazoa; Chordata; Actinopteri; Characiformes; Acestrorhamphidae
Gene: cfap58
Product: cilia and flagella associated protein 58
Exons: 18
Coding region: 135-2735 (866 amino acids)
Cellular component (GO): cytoskeleton
Source: RefSeq, a predicted model, not a curated record